This is a messenger RNA of Gaeumannomyces tritici R3-111a-1, 843 nucleotides long. RefSeq lists its product as hypothetical. The transcript is spliced from 4 exons. The coding region runs from base 1 to 843 and encodes 280 amino acids. NCBI's taxonomy places the organism in Eukaryota, Fungi, Ascomycota, Sordariomycetes, Magnaporthales, Magnaporthaceae. Gene Ontology annotation, molecular function: protein binding. The record is from RefSeq and is a predicted model, not a curated record.
AUGGAGGCCGUCAUCCUCCUAACUCUACCGCGUUCGGUAACUGGCACAUCUCUCGAACACCUGCCGCAAGAGAUUCUCGACCAGAUUCUUGAGGACCUGACUUUCGAUGACCUCGCGCGCCUCAGCCGGUGCAGCAAGGGCUGCCGCUCUACGAGAAGCCGUGUUUUUGAGAUUAUGUCUUUAUGUCUGGAACAUGGCGGCGACAUCAACCUCAACGUCCCGAUGGGCCACAAGGAGCUCAAAAUUACGACCCCCUUGCUGAUGUUCCUCGACGCCCUUGAUGAACGAGCAUGGGCCAAGGCCGCCGUCGGGGCUGACGCAUUAGCCUCGGCCCUCAUAACGAGCCUCAAAUACCUGCUCGACCACGGCGCAGACCCCUUGGAGCCUUCCCACCCCAACGUGUCCAUCUACUUGUGCCUUGACGAUCCAUACGGCGAUGACUACGAGCCAACAGAAGAGAAACCCUGUGUGUCCGCCGACCGCACCGCCAGAACGCUUGCGAGGGCCUGCGCCCAGCCGGGAGCACGCACUCUCACCACGGCCUGGCGCCGCCUCGUGGACGCCGUCACGGAGCACUUUGCCGUCGCCGCGGGGAAGCUCGACGAGCUGCUCUUCGUCUUUGUCGUCCGCACGGGCACGUGUCCCGUCCUCGACAACACCCUAAGCUGCUCCAACGGCUGCCACCACAAGGUCGGCGACGGCACCCGCGCCACCACCCACCUGCUUCUGGACGCAGGCGCAGACGUGAACUGGACGUGGCCCAAGGAAAAGGUGGAUUUGAGAAACAAAAUCCUACGAAUCUGCCGUGCUUUUGGCAAAAGCGGUCUGUGUAUCCAAGAAUGA